AUGGAUAACAGAAGUUUCUGGUGUAUUGUGUUAGUGCUGUUCAUUGAAGUGACCAUUACUUUUGCACAGUCAGCUUGCAAUCAGACACACUUUGGAAAUGACUGUGCUAUCCCUUGCACUUGUAUACUAAACAAUACAGAAAAUUGUAAUGACACAACAGGAGAAUGUGCUUGCCUGUCAGGAUGGAAGGGCCUCAACUGUGAAACAGAUAUUAAUGAAUGUGACAAUGAGACCAUUUGUUCAGACAUUAAUUCAAUCUGCAUUAAUUUGAAUGGAUCUGCAGAAUGCAGAUGUGACAUUGGAUUUGAGACUGUUUCAGCUAAUAGAAGCUGCCAAGCCUGUAAUGCUACCCACUAUGGUCUGAACUGUGCCAACACCUGCAGCUGUAACCUAAACAACACAGUUGAUUGCAAUGACACCACUGGAGAAUGUUUGUGUGCAGCUGGUUGGAAUGGCACCACUUGUGAUGAAGAUGUUGAUGAAUGCCUUAAUGCUAACUUCUGUCCUGGUUACAUGGAAGUUUGCUUUAAUAUGAAUGGAUCAGUAGAAUGCAGGUGUGAGAUUGGUUCUCAGAGAUCAGAAGUGGACCAGAAUUGUCAAGCUUGUAACAGCACAUACUAUGGCUAUGAAUGCUCAAACUCUUGUACAUGCAUCAUGGCAAACACAGAAUAUUGUAAUGAUACUACUGGUAGCUGCACUUGUUAUUCUGGAUGGAAGGGCAUCAACUGUGAAACUGAUAUUGAUGAAUGUGAAAAUGAUACUUUUUGUUUAGACACAAAUUCUUCCUGCGUUAAUUUGAAUGGGUCUGCAGAAUGUAGAUGUAACCUUGGAUUUGAGAAUUCUUCAACUAAUGAAAGUUGUCUAGCCUGCAACGAGACUCACUAUGGCUAUGAAUGUGCAGUACCAUGCUCUUGUGUAUUCAAUAACACCGUUGAUUGCAAUGACACCACAGGAGAAUGCUUGUGUGCAGCUGGUUGGAAUGGCACCACUUGUGAUGAAGAUGUCAAUGAGUGCCUUAAUGCUAGCUACUGUCCUGAUUACAUGGAAGUUUGCUUUAAUAUGAAUGGAUCAGCUGAAUGCAGGUGUGAGAUUGGUUUUCAAAGAUCAGAACUAGAUCAGAAAUGUCAAGGUACUUGA
Molecule: messenger RNA, 1137 nt
Organism: Physella acuta
Lineage: Eukaryota; Metazoa; Mollusca; Gastropoda; Physidae
Product: protein draper-like
Molecular function (GO): scavenger receptor activity; calcium ion binding
Source: RefSeq, a predicted model, not a curated record